Messenger RNA from Olea europaea var. sylvestris, 2522 nucleotides. RefSeq lists its product as uncharacterized. Bases 23 to 2398 code for a protein of 791 amino acids. Lineage: Eukaryota; Viridiplantae; Streptophyta; Magnoliopsida; Lamiales; Oleaceae. Gene Ontology annotation, molecular function: zinc ion binding. The transcript has 4 exons. The record is from RefSeq and is a predicted model, not a curated record.
UUAUUUUAUUUGUAACACAGUUAUGGAUGAGGUUUGCAUUUUUGUAAACUAUAACGGAAGGUGGGACGAGAAUAAUAGAUAUGUUGACAAUGAAACAAAGGAAGUAUUGGUUCCUCUUGGAACGUCAUAUAUUGGGCUUUUGGAGAUAUUAUUUGGUGCAUUAGAUUUGGGGCCUUUGUCCCAAACAAUACGAAUGAAGUAUAUAGCUGAAGUUGGAAGCUCUCCCAUCAAAAUAUUGUAUGACCGUGAUGUGUUUUUCUACUUGAACUUGAAAAAGAAAGAUCAUCAAAUUGAUAGCUACCCGAUUUGUCUUGAGAUUUUGAAUGAGCCGAUGAACGAGAUUUUGCCACCAUAUUUAGAAGAAAAUAACCACGUAUCAGAUGCAAACAUUCUGUGUCCGCCAUAUGAGUUAAACCCUGAUUCACCAGUAGGAGUGAAUGACAGGAGACCCAAUGUGGGCACUGAAGAUGAGCUAAAUGUUCUGAAUGGUUAUUCAAAUGCGCAAGUUUUCACUGAAGAAAGAUUCACUGAACGUCAAAUGGAAACUUCAAAUACCGAUGAUGGGCAUAGAACAAAUGAAGAGUUUGAAUACGGUGUUAGAGAUGUGAUCACUGAGCUCUCACCCAUUGCGCUGAAAGUGAAAAAUAUUUAUUCAAAUAAAAAGGUAUUAAAGAAACAUCUCAGCAUGCUUGCAAUCAGCAAGGACUUUCAGUUUAAGGUAAAGAGAUCUACAACAAAAUUACUGCACGUGGUUUGUAUGGACUCCAGUUGCAAGUGGACAGUACGUGCUACGAAGCUUCAACAAAGCGAUAUGUUUGUUAUAAAAAGAUAUGAUGAAAUCCACUCAUGCUCACAGAAUAUUGUUCAAGGUGAUCAUCGCCAAGCUACUAGUUGGGUUGUAGGGGAAUUAUUGAAGAGAAAAUACCAAUUACCUUCCAGUUCAAAUCUCAAACCUCAUGAUAUUAUUCAGGAAAUGUGUCGAACUUAUGGAGUGACAAUACCUUACAGAAAAGCUUGGCGAGCAAGGGAACAUGCAUUGACAAGUUUGCGAGGCUCAUAUGAGGAAGCUUAUAGCUCAUUGGCAAAGCACCUAUACAUGUUGGACAAAAAGAAUCCUGGAUCACUCGUUGUCUUGGAGACGGAAGAAAAUAAUCGGUUCAAGUACUUCUUCAUGUGCUUGGCUGCUUCCAUUCAAGGUUGGCAGCAUUGUCGACCUGUUAUUGUUGUGGAGGGCAGCUUUUUGAAGUUUAAAUAUGGUGGGACGUUGUUCACUGCUUGUGCUAAGGAUGCCAAUGAACAAAUUUUCCCUUUAGCUUUUGGGAUUGGAGAGUCGGAGAAUGAUGCUGCUUGGGAAUGGUUUUUUAUCAAGUUGAAGGAAGCGAUUGGAGAUCGUGAAGAGUUGACUGUAAUUUCAAACAUGGAUACAAGUAUCAGUAGAGCCCUUAAAAAAGUUUAUCCAAAUGCUGAUCAUGGUGUUUGCACGAAUCAUCUGUUAAACAAUAUGCAACUAAAGUUUGGAGAUAUAGACAAAAAUCAGUCUACUUCCUUUUACAAUGCUUCCAAAGCAUAUCUUGUGGAGGAAUUUGAAUCUCACAUGGCCAACCUUGAUAUUAUGGACCCGUUUAUCCGUAGAUACCUUCAAGAAGUCGGAUAUGAAAAAUGGGCUCGAGCUUUUUUUAGCGGCCGUCGGUAUUCAAUAAUGACAACUGAUAUAGUUGAAUCAAUAAAUCCAGUUGAGGUGCAAGCAAGGGAUAUGCCAAUCACAUGUUUGAUCGAGUGGUUGAGGUCAAUGGUGCAGAAAUGGUUUUUUGAACGGCGUAGUGCAGCUAAAUCCACAUUCACAGCUCUUGCAACUGCAGCAGAGGAUCAGUUGAAGCUGCAGAACGCAUUGUCGUUAUCAAUGGAAGUACACCGUACGGAUGGCAAUGUGUUUCGUGUUGUGGAUCCAAAAAUGCAGUCAUUUGUCGUAAAUUUGCAAUCAAAGACUUGUACUUGUAGGGAGUUCCAAGUUGAUCAAAUACCAUGUCCACAUGCUUUGGCUGUGAUAAAUACGUGCAAACUAAGUGCGUACAACUACUGCUCUAGUUAUUACACGAAGGAGGCCUUCUUUGCAUCAUAUGCAGCGACAAUUCAUCCUCUGGGAAGCGAGUGCAGUUGGGUUGUUCCAGAAGAGGUCAAAAAUAGAGUUGUUCUACCACCAUUGUGGAGACGACGUUCUGAUAUUUCAAGAAGUCGAAAGACUGUUUUCAAAGGAGAGGAAACUAAUUCGGUCACAUGUUCAAGAUGCAAGCAUUAUGGGCAUAAUCGAAGGACUUGCCCAAAUUCAAUACCGCUAAGCCCGGAAAAUUCAGAUGAUGACUGGUCUACGGGUCUAAGUGCCGCUAAUAGUGAUAGUUAAGUAUUAAGGAGGAGUGGGAUUUUCCAUGUAUGAUAUUUGCCGUUAUUUGGAGUUCUUAACGAAAUUAUAAUUUGUUUGCUUCAAUUUUUACUUUUUAAAAUGAAAUCUAAAGAUUUUACCUUCC